UUGAGCUAAGGCCACUAGCUACUUAUGAUUGGGAGGAGUCUGGGAGUAGGGGAUUCCCUACCAUCCCCCUCUACUUUCAAGUGAUGAUAUAUGUUAAUGCGUAACUAAGUUGUCUAAUGAGGUGCUAGUUGGAUCUUUAUUUUUACCAAAAAAAAAAAAACUCCAUACCCUAUUUUACUAGGUACUCUGUAUAAUUUAAUUGAUUUUAGUGACACCACAUAGCAUCCACUAGUACCAACUUUCAAGCUAAAUUUAGUCUAAUGAGAAAUAUUGCACAUUCCAACUUUGAAGUUGAGGGUUUAAUCUAAGAAAUAAUCUUUAAGGGUGGGAACUCCAUAAUUACUUUCCACUCUCUUUUAAAGAAUCUAUCCGUAAAUACUAGUCCUCGUAUAUAGACAAAAAAAAUCGUAAAGGUUAAUAUCCAAUUAGGCUAUCUAGCAAUCUAGCAUUCUAGCCUCCACUAGUAAUUGUGCAGACGCCAUACUUUUGCACUAACUCCUUAAGCCAAGCAAUGAAUCUAGUACAACUGCACCAUCGAGCCCAACCCGUUCUAACCCAUCCACCGAGUCAACUCGCUCAGCUCAUCUAACCCAGAAAAGAAUCCAACACUCAGCAAACCCUAAACCAAAAUCGAGCAUCGAAUUCAUCGCUGAAUCCCUAAUUUUGGAGAGAGAUUCGUUAAUGGUGGAAUUGAAGUAAAUCGACAAAAAAAUAAAAAUAAAAUGAGCAUAAAAUGUAGGGUUUGGUGGCCGAAAGAGAUAUCAUCCUCUGAAUUCCCAAAAUCAUCAAAAAGUUUGCUGUUAUUUGGUUGGUUCAUCUCCUGUUCUUCAUCUUGCCUUGAUGUUGUUGUGGCUUUCGCUUUUCCUGAUGAUUUUCUCUCUCUUCAAUCCUCUGAUUCUACUAUCCAGGAGACAAUUCAUCAUGCAAACGGAGGAAUGCCGGUCAUAUUACAGGAGAAGUCUAUUUUGACUGUUCUGGGUCGCUGUGUGCUGCCAAAUGAGAAUACAGAUCAUCUGCAUAAUUUUAAUACGGUCAACAGUGAUCACAACGUGCAAUCUGCUAAAGCCUGUUGGCUCAAUGGGCAACUUACUUCUAUUGCAAAUUCUAGGAAUUCAAGCUGUGGAUGUACUGCUUAUGACAGCUUAUUAAAGCAAUACAGACAUGCUUCUCUUAGCCACUCAACUUGGAUCCAGUUUGUGCAUGAUGCUCGCAGUUAUCCUUCCAGUGAGACUUGCUGGAUUCCAGCAUUGAAUCAUCUGCAUUUGAACGGCGAACUAUCACCUCAGGCUGAACUCCACGUUAUGAUUUAUGAAACUCCGAAAUAUGGUAGUCAUCAUUUCGCCUUAAACUUUUGUAGUUCCAAACCUACAAAAUGUGUGCCUAAAAGACCAAAGUGGGUUGAUGAACUCUAUUAUAAACCUCAGCUUCAAGAUUUGAACGCAGUUAUCCUGGCUAUUAAUUGCUCCGCUGCUGCAAAUAUGUACUUUUGCAACAAUCUAGGACUCGAAAGUUCUUCCCAGAAAUUAGUGCUAUACAUGUUUUUGAACUUUCUCUGGAGGUCCUGGGCAACUGCCGUGGCCACCUUUUCCACAUUUCUCUUUAUAGUCCUUCAGUCAUUCAAGAAGCUUGCAGGAUGUGCAUCAAAUUUCUGGAUAUGCAAUGGAUUAGCAAAAAUUUUUAGUAACACAUGGAGAAAUACACAAGUUCGAUGUCACCAGAUUCUGUAUUGGCCUAUCUUCCUUAAUGAAACCGGCCUAAGGUCUCAAACAUGUGUUGAAUAUGCGGAGAAAGCUGGAUUACGAAAGCAUUCCUUUUGGUCUUCUGCAGCCAUUGAUGUCUUUUUGGGGAACUUGGUUGGAUUUACUUUGUUAUUACACGCUGAAGCUGUUCUUAAAUGGUUUUCAACUUGUGCCAUUCACUUCACUGAUGAUGUUUUACGUACGGGGUGUGUAUGGUUGAUGGGAGUGCCUGCUGGUUUUAAGCUGAACACAGAGCUUGCAGGAGUUUUGGGUAUCAUUUCCCUUAAUGCUAUCCAGAUCUGGAGUACCCUCUGGUUUUCAGCAGCAGACAUAUUUUCUGGUGUUAUUAUUAAGGUUGUUGCUUUGUCGGGGAUUCUUCUUGGCAUGACAAUUCCAGUGGCAUUGAUCACAGAUAUGAUUGUAAUAGCUGCAUUCCAUGUUUACGAACUCCAUUAUUUGAUCUCUCUCUUGUAUUCACUUCAGAUUCAAGCAUUGGCAGCUUUAUGGCGUCUUUUUAGGGGCCGUAAGUGGAAUCCUCUUCGUCAGAGGUUAGAUAGCUAUGAAUACAGUGUGGAGCAACAUGUUGUUGGAUCCCUACUGUUCACUCCGCUCUUGCUACUGCUGCCGACUACAUCUGUCUUCUAUAUAUAUUUUGCCACCAUGAAUUUGACAAUUAUCUUCUCCCUGACAGUAAUAGAGAUCAUCAUCUCUAUUAUUCAUGAUACACCUUAUAGUAAAAUCCUUCUCUGGUUGGUAAGGUCAAAGAGAUUUCCUUCAGGAAUCUGGUUUGAAACUAUUCACUGUCAGAGCGCUGCAGAUGCCUUCUCGGUGGAUGGGUUUCUUAUUGCUUUAUCAUGCAAGGGUAUGCCUCAAGAAAAGAAUACAAAUUUCAGGAAGUCUGUACCUCUACUUUCACAUCUCCGCAGCAAUAUUUUCACUUUUGGGCAAGUGGUCUUCCCUCACUACAAGAACAUCUGCUCUGGAGUUCAUGGACAAACUCUUCGCUCUGCAAUUUCUGGGAUCCUCACGGGCAAAAGUAUUUCAACAAAGCUGUGCACCGAAGUUACUCCAGAAGUUCCUUGGUUAUCUAUAUCUUACAAAGAUUACUGGUACAUUUGCUACGAUGCAGUUCUUGCCCGCAUGCAAUGAAUGUCCUUGUGACAAUUCAGUGGCAAUAGGAAAGUUGGGAUCACAUGUAACGGCCCAACGCUGAUCAUAGCUAAAGUUGUCUCUGACCAGCAAUCUUCUCAACGGAAUUCUUUCUGUGCCGAUGACAUUGGUGCUAUUGUUUUGUAGUAUAUUGAAAGAAGAUUUGUUAAAUACGUUCCCAAAGGGAUUUUGUAACUUGCAGUUUUGUCGUAAGCAAUGAAAGCGAGAUUUCUGAGAUUAGC
Molecule: messenger RNA, 3130 nt
Organism: Chenopodium quinoa (quinoa)
Lineage: Eukaryota; Viridiplantae; Streptophyta; Magnoliopsida; Caryophyllales; Amaranthaceae
Product: phosphatidylinositol N-acetylglucosaminyltransferase subunit GPI1-like
Exons: 9
Coding region: 723-2888 (721 amino acids)
Biological process (GO): GPI anchor biosynthetic process
Cellular component (GO): membrane
Source: RefSeq, a predicted model, not a curated record